AUGGGAAGUGUCAACGACCACAUGCAGCCCAUGAGCGCGACGGGCAUCAACAUGCUCAUUGUCGGUGCUGGCAUCGGUGGCCUUUCUCUGGCGAUCGAAGCCCACCGCAAAGGGCAUACUGUGCGCAUUAUCGAAAAGCGAGCCGAGCUUUCUGCGUUGGGCGACACGAUUGCGCUCGAGUCCUCGGCGAUCCGCACAAUGCUUAGGUCGUGGCCGGGCUUCGCCGAACGCGCGGCUGCGGUUUGCAUCGACCCAGGGUACAACUUCUACGCGGAAAACGGUGACUAUCUUGGCACAUACUCGAUGGGGGACCCGGACCUGCCGCCCAUCUUGGCGCACCGGAUCGAAUAUCACCACUUGCUAUACGACUAUCUACGCGAACUUGGGAUCGAAGUCGAGCUCGGCAAGGCUUGUGCCGACUAUUUCGAGGAAGAGGGCUACGGCGGCGUCGUUCUUGAGGGGGGGAUCAAGAUCACGGCGGAUGUCGUUGUGGCGGCGGACGGGGUGGGAUCGUCCUCGUGGAAGUUGGUGGUGGGUAAGCCUGUCAAUGCUGUGCCUAGCGGGUUUGCUAUCUACCGCUGUAAUUUUCCUCUGGGACCUGCCUUGGAGAGCAGCUCGAUGUUGCGCGAUAGGUAUGGACAGUAUAAGACGCGGUUUGAAUUCUUUCUGGCCCCGCAUGGUGUCCUCGUCUUUUCCUUGACACCUCGCAGAAUGUCUUUUAUGCUGGGACAUCCAGCGAGUCUCACCUCGUCAGAGAAAUGGGCCGGCACCGUUGACAAGGCUGAGUGUCUCCCCUUUGUCAAAGGCUGGGACCCUAUCUGUACUGAGAUCAUCAAUGCUGCACCGCCCGACAGCAUCAUAGACUGGAAUCUUGUGUGGCGUGAUCCCCAAGAAAAUUGGGUCUCUCCAAAGGGUCGAAUUGUCCAGAUCGGCGACGCAUCACACCCAUUCUUGCCAUCAGCAGGUUAUGGAGGCACGCAGGCCCAAGAAGACUCCAUGUCUCUCCCCGAGUGCCUGCGCCAAGCCGGAAAGGUCAACAUCCCCUUGGCACUGCGUGUUCAUAAUAAACUCCGAUUUGAAAGAGUGGCUUGUUGUCAAAGACUUGGUUUCAUGAAUCGUGAACUGAUCUUGAAUGUGCGAAGACAGGGAAGUUUGGAGAACCUCGCAAUGAUACAUGGAGACUGGCUGUACAAACAUGACCCAGAAAAGUAUGCUGAGGAGGAGUUUCAGGAAUGCGCUUCCUCUAUCCUGAUGGGCACCCCUUAUAAGGUCAAGAACUCGGUACCCGGCUAUGAAUAUGAGCCAUGGACUGUUGAGGGUCUCAUGGACCUAGCUGAAAGGGGCGUGGAUCUGGAAAAGAUUGUUGGAGGCACGUGGAGAACCUCGAAGCAGCGACAACCUUAA
Clonostachys byssicola is the source of this 1404-nucleotide messenger RNA. NCBI's taxonomy places the organism in Eukaryota, Fungi, Ascomycota, Sordariomycetes, Hypocreales, Bionectriaceae. The record is from the annotation of a GenBank genome assembly.